CGUCGCGUGAUGCGGAGCGUGGCGUCAGCCGAGUGCAUUACGUUUACUAUCAACAAAAUCCUCCUCCUAUAGGCGUGACACGCGUCGUAACACGUAGGAGUUGCGUAUCAGCCAUCUUCUUCCUUGUUACUUCUUACGUUUGGUGUAUAUCUUUUUUUCUCCCUCUCUCCAUUCUCUUUCUGUUCAUUCGAUAUCACACGCAACGAGGCGUGAUUCAUCAUUGUGUACUCCGUUCCUUCGAUCGACUUUUAAGCUGUCAAUCGAGCCACGAGAGAAUACGCACGUAUUUAAUUCACGCCCGAUAUAGUGACGUAUCGUUUGAAGAAAGAAAAAAAAAAAAAUUAAGAAAAAAAUACGCCGCUGUAGGAGUUAGAGAGCAACGCCUACGGUUAAGGUGUCACAUACGUGACUGAAUUUAUUGAUAUUGUCUGCUGCGAUAAUCAUUCUCGUACUAGUGAAGAGUGUUAUUUCCUCUGUGGAUAUAAGCCUAGAUAAGAGAUCGAGAGAGAGAGAGAGAGAGAGAGAGAGAGAGAGAGAGAGAAAGAGAAAGAGAAAGACAAUAAAAAAAGAAAGAAAGAAAGGAAGAAAAAAGGCCAACAGUUUGGAGGCCGUCGUCGAAUGGUUAUAUAAUUCCGUCCUUGAGAUAGGACCGACAAAAAAAGAAAAAGAAAAUACAACGCGUUACAGUUAACAAGCAAUAAAACCACCCACGCGACUUCUCCUGUCAGCCGGAUUUGCCCUCGUCCUUGCAACGUACUAUCCUAAGCAAGAGUAACCUAAACGCGUCCUGAAUUUCCAAUUCAUCGAAACGUCGAACGGAUCCGACGAGGGUGCGUGCCUUGACUGAAAGGCUGAAGGAGGAAAAGAGGGGAGAACGAGAAAGAGGGGGAGUAACAGAACUAACGAGCGAGAGAGAGAGAGAGAGAGAUAGAGAGAGAUAGAGAGAAAGAAAGAAAGAAAGAAAGAGAGAGAAGGGAGUGCGAUUGUGUGUGCAGACCACGAGUGCGGGCGCGCACUGUAUAAAAGUAGAGGAGAGGGAAGGAGGGACGACCUUCGACUUGUCAUCGGCGAAAGACUGUCUCGUGGCACCGAUGGUGCGAAACUUGACAAUGGAUCAAACAUUUUACGAGGACGCUACGAGCGUUUACGGUGUUGUAAAUCGUGAAAAUAAUAAUAUGGGCCAACCGAAACGUAAUUUAACAUUGGAUUUAAACAAUUGUCAGAGACAAGGGCAACAGGCAAAAAGACCUAGAUUAGGUCCUUUACCGACAACAUUGAACAAUGUUGCACCGAUAUUGAGCUCGCCGGAUUUAAACAUGUUAAAACUCGGAUCGCCGGAAUUAGAGAAAUUGAUAAUCGAACAACAGGAUGGUAGUGGGGGUAUUGUUUCAUCCUUACCGACCCCAACGGCACAAAUAUUAUUUCCAAAGACGGUUACGGAAGCUCAAGAACUUUAUGCUCGUGGUUUCGUAGAUGCUUUAAACGAGCUACAUCAUUCGGAUAGUUCCCAAGAACCUGGUAGCUUACAUGGAGCUACUUACACAACUUUGGAACCACCCGGUAGCGUACAAAGCGUCGGCACGGAGUCCUCGGUGAGUCAGGGACUAAUGCAAAUAAAGGAUGAACCUCAAACGGUACCUAGCGUUUCAAGCUCGCCGCCUAUGUCACCGAUAGACAUGGAAAAUCAAGAAAGGAUCAAACUUGAAAGGAAGAGGCAACGAAAUCGCGUUGCCGCUUCCAAGUGUCGCAGGCGCAAACUCGAACGUAUUUCCAGGCUGGAGGACAAGGUCAAAGUUCUCAAAGGCGAGAACAGCGAAUUGAGCGCGGUCGUACAUAAACUUAAGGAACACGUUUGCCGGCUUAAGGAACAGGUGAUGGAUCACGUACAAUCUGGCUGUCAAAUUAUGACGGUUUCGGGCCAGUUUUGAAAUGAAAAAAAUUUUGUUGAAGGUCUCUCCGUCGCAAAAGAAAAAAAAAAAAAAGAAAAAAAAAAAAGAAAAGUGAGGAGGAAUUAAUUGAAUCCUUUUAUUUAAUACGCAAGUUCAAUCCA
Molecule: messenger RNA, 2050 nt
Organism: Vespa crabro (European hornet)
Lineage: Eukaryota; Metazoa; Arthropoda; Insecta; Hymenoptera; Vespidae
Gene: Jra
Product: transcription factor jun-D-like
Exons: 1
Coding region: 1092-1928 (278 amino acids)
Biological process (GO): regulation of transcription by RNA polymerase II; regulation of cell cycle; regulation of cell population proliferation
Cellular component (GO): transcription regulator complex
Molecular function (GO): transcription factor binding; DNA-binding transcription factor activity, RNA polymerase II-specific; RNA polymerase II cis-regulatory region sequence-specific DNA binding
Source: RefSeq, a predicted model, not a curated record